Molecule: messenger RNA, 537 nt
Organism: Hibiscus syriacus
Lineage: Eukaryota; Viridiplantae; Streptophyta; Magnoliopsida; Malvales; Malvaceae
Product: calsequestrin-1-like
Exons: 2
Coding region: 1-537 (178 amino acids)
Source: RefSeq, a predicted model, not a curated record
AUGGAGACGAUCACUGCUUCUUUUCGAAAAAUUUCUUUGAACCAUAAGGGUGGCCCUGAGGAAGAAGACGGUGAUAACAAGAUUCCAAACGGUGCUGUUUCGGAGCUCAGCUCCCAUGUCUCCCUCCCUUACUAUUUGAAGCAGCAAUGCCUCGACCUGAAGGCGGCGGAGAUUCAAUGCAAGAACCGGAGGGACGGGGUGGAACCGGCAGAUGAUCCGAGGGCAGAGUAUGGCGGAGAUUACUCCCCUGAUGGCGAUGACUACAUCGAUGAUGAUGAUUAUGAUGAUGAUGGCUGGUAUGACAGUGACAGUGACGACUACUCGUCAUCGGAAGAUUGCGACGAUGAUGAAGAUGACGGUGAUGACGACGACGACGACCACCGUGAGGAACCCGAAGAAGAGGAGUACGACGUGCUCGUGGCGGGCGGUUGCUCGAGGUGCUAUAUGUAUUUCUUAGUCCCCAAGAAAUCUAACGGUUGCCCCAGAUGCAAUGGUCCUCUUAUUCGCUUCGACAAUGGCGAACCGGAGUAUCCAUGA